Stomoxys calcitrans (stable fly) is the source of this 2334-nucleotide messenger RNA. It is a transcript of the gene Atg7, whose product is annotated as ubiquitin-like modifier-activating enzyme ATG7. NCBI's taxonomy places the organism in Eukaryota, Metazoa, Arthropoda, Insecta, Diptera, Muscidae. Gene Ontology annotation, molecular function: Atg12 activating enzyme activity; Atg8 activating enzyme activity. The transcript has 11 exons. The record is from RefSeq and is a predicted model, not a curated record. Gene Ontology annotation, biological process: cellular response to nitrogen starvation; autophagy of mitochondrion; protein modification by small protein conjugation. The coding region runs from base 67 to 2151 and encodes 694 amino acids. Gene Ontology annotation, cellular component: cytoplasm; phagophore assembly site.
UGUUUAUGGCACUGUGUAUUUGGGCGAUAAACAUUUCAGAGAUAAAUAAUAAACGCAAGCAAAAUCAUGUCGACGUCUACUGCGGGAGAAGAAAUUUUACAAUUUGCACCAUUGCAAUCAUUUGUGAGUCCAACAUUUUGGCAUAAAUUGGCCGAAAUCAAAUUGGAUUUGGAUCGUCUGGAUGAUAAGCCCAGACUCAUAGCUGGUUACUACACAAAUCGAAAUGCAAAAUCAUGUCUAUUGGAAGUUGAUUAUACAGCAUUCAAUGGAGAUUUUAAAGCACCCAAAUUUUGUUUCCAGGCCCAUGGUAUCAUUUUCAAUAAAAACACCAUUGAAGAAUUUAAAACUUGUGAUAAAAAUGCUCUCCUUAAAGAACAAGGUUUGAAACUUUUAAAGGACAUUCAAUCUGAUGCUGUUCUAGAUGAUCCAAGCCUACUAGCGAGAUUCUUCAUUCUUUCAUUUGCGGAUUUAAAAGAUCAUAAUUAUUAUUACUGGUUUGCCUUUCCCUGUCCUUUGACAUCUACAUUGAGUGUAGAAAGUCCAGUGGAAAAACUAUCGAAUCAUUCAAAAUUCGCAACGAUAAAACAGAUUUUAAACGCAUGUUCUUUGCAAGAAAGCCAACAAAAUUUCUUUGUUCUACGUGCCGCAGAAGGUCAACGAAAGUGUAUUUCGUUAAAGGAAUUCAUAGAGAAUUUCAAGGAGAACAUCGAUUUGGACAAUGUAUAUUUUUGUUUUGCAGAUAAUAGUGAACAUGAAUAUCCUUCGUGGUUGAUGAGAAUAUAUGUGGCUUUUGUGUUGUAUAAAUGUAACUCUCUUGUGGGAAAGACAUUGCAAUUCCUUGGCCUACGUUUUGACAACCACAUGAGCCCUGAUUUGUCGUUGUUGUGGCAAGUUAAACAAAACCAAGUUUGUAACUUUGAGGAUAUGGACCAGUUGAAAUUUGUUGGCUGGGAAUUAAAUAAGAAUCAAAAACCACAGCCACGUUUGGUCUCUAUGAGGGAAAGCAUGGAUCCCUUAUUACUUACUGAAAAUUCCAUAAAUCUGAAUUUGAAAUUGAUGAAAUGGCGUUUGCUGCCCGAUUUGAAUUUGGAUACUAUAGCAAAUACAAAAUGCCUGCUAUUUGGAGCUGGUACAUUGGGUUGUGCAGUUUCUAGGAUGCUACUGGGUUGGGGUUUUAAGCAUAUAACUUUUAUCGACAAUGGCAAAGUUGGCUUGGCCAAUCCCGUUCGCCAGUAUUUGUACACCUUUGAGGAUGCCGUCAAGGGAAAUGUGAUGAAGGCUGAUGCAGCCGCUGCUUGCAUGAAGAAAAUCAAUCCAGGAACGAUUUCCACUGGUCAUGUCAUGCAAAUUCCCAUGCCUGGCCAUACUGUUGGCAACUCUUUGCGAGCACAAACAGAAAACGAUCUUAAAAAAUUAAAAGAGCUGGUACAAGAACAUGAUGUAAUGUUUCUUUUGACAGAUUCCAGGGAGAGUCGUUGGUUGCCCACAUUACUGGGAGCGGCAUAUGGAAAAAUUGUCAUUAACUCCGCCUUAGGAUUCGAUAGUUAUGUAGUUCAACGCCAUGGAGCAACAAGGCCAACAGAACCACAAAUGGAUAUGGCUAAGCAACACGUAGAAAUGGAAAACUUAAAAUGCAUACCUGGCCAACAAUUGGGUUGCUAUUUUUGCAAUGAUGUCACAGCCCCAGGAAAUUCUCUCAAAGAUCGUACAUUGGACCAACAGUGUACAGUUACACGUCCUGGUGUAUCUAACCUAGCCGCCAGCUAUGCUGUUGAGCUCUUGGUUUCGAUUUUGCAACAUCCCCUUAAAGAAAUGGCUCCUGCUUAUUAUGCAACAUCCCGAAGUUUGGCAGCCGCCAUGGACUCACCCACAAAAACGCCUGAAGGUAUUUUGGGUAUUAUUCCACACUCCAUCAGAGGGAGCUUGAGUAAUUUUGAAAAUAUGCUCCCAGCCACGGAAAAAUUUGUGCAAUGCAUUGCAUGCUCAGAGCAAAUUUUAAACGAAUUUCGCAAACAGGACAACGAAUUUUUGUUUAAAGUUUUCGAGUCGGCCAAAUUUUUGGAGGAUCUGACAGGCAUUUCGGACUACAAGGACUUAAAAAAUGAGAUAAUUGAAUUUGAUGACUCUGACAUGGAUUUAUCUGACGACUAAAUCAAGCUUCAUUAUUGCAACUUUGCCAAGUUUAAAAUAUUUAUUUACACCCAAAAAAGAAAUUAGCAAUGCAUUUAUUUUUACAGUCAUACCUAUUUGUAAUUUUUUAAUACAUAUUUAUACCUAUGUCUGUGCAUGCAUGUUUAGAAAGUGGCUUCAAAUGUAUUAAGCAUUUAAAAAAUU